This is a messenger RNA of Podospora anserina S mat+, 3162 nucleotides long. RefSeq lists its product as uncharacterized. The transcript has 2 exons. Lineage: Eukaryota; Fungi; Ascomycota; Sordariomycetes; Sordariales; Podosporaceae. Gene Ontology annotation, molecular function: metal ion binding. The record is from RefSeq and is a predicted model, not a curated record. The coding region runs from base 1 to 3162 and encodes 1053 amino acids.
AUGUCGACCGAGGCUCAAAAACCACGGUUCCGCAAGGUCCAAAGCUUUCAGUCCGACUAUGCCCCAACUGGCAUCACCCAGUACGUCUCUGAGCGAAGUGGCAUGCAGGUUAUUGUGGCCGACCGCAAGGGCCCCAAGGUCAACGGCUACUUCACACUAGCCACCGAGAUCUUUGACGACUCUGGUGCGCCUCACACAUUGGAACAUUUGGUCUUUAUGGGCUCCAAGAGCUACAAGUACAAGGGCCUGCUCGACAAGCUGGCCGGCAGAGCCUACUCCAACACCAAUGCCUGGACUGCCGUCGACCACACCGCUUACACCCUUGAAACUGCCGGGUGGGAUGGCUUUGCUCAGAUCCUCCCUGUCUACCUCGAGCAUGUCAUUCUCCCUAACAUCACGGAUGAUGCCUGUGUGACCGAGGUUCAUCACAUUGACGGCGAGGGCAACGAUGCCGGUGUCGUGUACUCUGAGAUGCAAGCUCUUCAGUACAGCAGCUCUGAGCUGAUGGAUCUUCAGGCUCGCCGGUUGCUGUAUCCUGAAAAUAUUGGUUUCAGAUACGAGACUGGCGGUAUGAUGGAGGCGCUUCGGGUCUUGACUCCCAACAGAAUUCGUGAAUUCCACAAGGCCAUGUACCAGCCCCAGAAUCUGGCUGUCAUCAUCACUGGUGAGGCUGACCACGAGGACCUACUGAAGAUCUUGGACACGUUUGAGGAGAGCAUCAAAGAUGAUAUCCCACCACCAAACCCCAGCUUCAAGCGCCCAUUCGUUGACUCUCCCCAACCACCUCCUCUCGAAAAGACCAUUGUCCAGACGGUCGAGUUUCCCGAGGAAGACGAGUCCACCGGCGAAAUCCUUGUGGCUUUCUUCGGACCCAGCUGCAUUGACCAGAUCGAGGGCACAGCGGUUAACAUCUUGAUGACCUACCUCUGCGGCUCGUCGGUCUCCAUCAUCGAAAACACCAUCGUGGAGAGAGAGCAACUGGCUAGUUCGGUUUCGUACUGGUGGGACUCGAGACCAAACUCCGUCAUCUGGUUCCAGCCAACUGGUGUUGCCACUGAGAAGCUUGCCUUUGUCGAGCAGCGCCUGGUUGACCUUCUUAAGGAAGUCGCCUCGAAGCCUCUUGAUAUGAACUAUAUCAACGAAUGCCUCCAGCGUGAGAAGCGCCAAGUGAAGCUCCAGGCGGAAUCCUCCGAGCAGUUCUAUGCCAGCAACAUUAUUACGGAUUAUUUGUUUGGCAAGCGGGACGGCUCUACCCUGAGAGACCUGGAGACCCUGAAGGAGUAUGAUGUGCUCGAGAAGUGGACUGAUGAGCAGUGGCGUGCCUUUUUGAAGAAGUGGAUCUCUGACGCCCAUCACGUCUCUAUUCUCGGAAAGCCAUCGCAUGAGCUGGCCAAGAAGCUCAAGGCUGGCGAAGAGGAGCGCAUCGCCAAGAGGAAGGAGGAGCUCGGAAAGGAGGGUCUCGAGGCUCUCAAGAACAAGCUCGAGACUGCCAAGCAGAACAACGAGAAGCCAAUUCCUCCUGAGGUGUUGGAUCAGUGGCCAGUUCCUGGCACCGAGUCAAUUCACUUUAUUGAGUCUUUGACCGCGAGAUCAGGAAAGGCUCGUGCCCUUGGUGCUUCGGACAACAAGGCGCAGAAGAUCAUCGAUGCAGCUCCUCAAGGAAAGCCCCUUUUUGUGCAGUUUGAGGAUGUUCCGUCCAACUUUGUGCACUUGACGCUUCAUGUCGGCCUCUCUGAGACAGCAGUCAAGUACAAGCCUCUUCUUUCCCUCUUCACCGACAACUUCUUCAACUCCCCCGUCAUCCGGGAUGGCAAGCGUCUCGAAUUCGAGGAAGUCGUCAAGCAGCUUGAAAAGGACACAAUCAGCUACCACAUCAGCUCGGCCAGCAGACUAAGCGAUUACGAGGGUCUGGCUAUCCAGUUCCAGGUAGACCCGGAAAAGUACACCACCAUCAUCGACUGGCUGCGCACGCUCAUGUUCGACAUUGUCUUUGACCCUGUCCGCAUCAAGGCUGCCAUCGUGAAAGCCCUUGCCGACAUCCCCGAGCUCAAGCGCGAUGGCCGGACCAUGGCUCAGGAAGUCGACAUGGCCAUCCACUUCCGUCCCGAGGCUUACCUGUCUGCGAAGCGCACCCUCGUCAAGGCGGUCUACCUCCGUCGCCUCAAGAAGCUUCUCGAGAAAGAGCCCGAGACCGUCCUCGGGUGGUUCGAGGAACUCCGCAAGUCUCUCUUUUCGUUCCAAAACCUCCGCGUGCUAGUCACCGCCGACGUGGCCAAACUCUCCAACCCAGUCGCAGCCUGGGACGCACUCACCUCCCACCCCGACCUCAACCCAACCAAGGACGUCCUCCCCAUCGUCAAACUCUCGGCAAUGCUCAACGAAGAAGGGCAAUCCCCUGGUUCGGUAGGAUCAGUCAUCAUCCCCAUGACAACCCUCGACAGCUCUUACUCCGUCUCCACCGCCACCGGCCUGUCUUCCUACUCCUCCCCCCUCCUCCCGGCCUUCCUCGUCGCCCAAGCCUACCUCGAAGCGGUCGAGGGCCCGCUCUGGAACGCCGUCCGAGGCAACGGUCUUGCCUACGGGGUUUCAUUUUCGAGGGAGAUAGACGGUGGAUACCUCCAGUUCAAGGUUUACCGCUCCCCCGACGCCUCCAAGGCCAUUGAAGCCUCCCGCGCGACGGUUGCGAAGUUGGCCUCGGGCGAGGAGCCGCUGGAUAGGCACUUGAUCGAGGGUGCGGUCAGCUCGAUUGUGUUUGGCGUGGCGGACGAGCAGUCUACUAUGACGGCGGCGGCGCAGCAGAAUUACAUGAUUUCUGUCGUUCGCGGGUUGGAGCAGGGGUGGAACAAGAAGAUUCUGGCUAGGGUGAGGGAGGUGACGGAGGAGGAGAUUAGGGAGGUGAUGAGGGAGGUGAUCUUGCCGGUUUUUGAGCCGGGAAGGAGCAAUGUUGUUGUUACUUGUGCGCCGAUCAUGGAGGAGAAUAUCGUCAAGACGCUGGGUGAGAGGGGUUACAAGACCCAGGUUCAGACGCUUGCUCACUUUUAUGAUGACUAUGGUCUCAAGGCUGAUGAGGAGGAUGGUGAGGAUGAGGAAGAGGAGGAUGAAGAUGAGGAUAUGAGCGCUGGGUCGUAUGAGUCUGGUUUGGAGGAGGAGGAUGAUCUCUAG